This is a messenger RNA of Gadus macrocephalus (Pacific cod), 1800 nucleotides long. Its product is annotated as ras-related protein Rab-5C-like. Lineage: Eukaryota; Metazoa; Chordata; Actinopteri; Gadiformes; Gadidae. Gene Ontology annotation, molecular function: GTPase activity; GTP binding. The record is from RefSeq and is a predicted model, not a curated record. The transcript is spliced from 6 exons. Bases 312 to 965 code for a protein of 217 amino acids.
UCACGUGACGGGCGAAUCCAGGAAGUGUUGUGGGUCCCUAAACGCGGAAGUGUGGAUUAGCAUUAGCAUGGGCUGCUAAAAUAAAACCUUAAAAGUGGUCAAGAAAGCAGAACAAAGUAUAGUCAAGCUUCAUCCAACGGUUUUAUAAAGACAACGCACAGCCCAAUAAUCCCGCACGUCAUCCGUUGCUCGCCGCUGACCUGAGAUCAAGAGGGAUCGUUAGGUUCGGUCCGCUCAGCCACCACCAGUGCCUGCGUCUGUGUCUGGGAUAGGGUCAGUGUGUGACAACCCACCAAUAACAGCGUCCGUCCAUGGCGGCCAGCAGGCCCAGUGCCACCUCGGCAACCAAUAAGAUCUUCCAGUUCAAGCUGGUCCUGCUCGGGGAGUCAGCGGUAGGGAAGUCCAGUUUGGUGCUGCGCUUCGUCAAGGGACAGUUCCAGGAGUACCAGGAGAGCACCAUCGGAGCGGCCUUCCUCACCCAGACGGUAUGUCUGGACGAGACGACGGUGAAGUUUGAGAUCUGGGACACGGCGGGCCAGGAGCGCUACCACAGCCUGGCGCCCAUGUAUUACCGUGGAGCGCAGGCCGCCAUCGUGGUCUACGACAUCACUAACGCGGACACGUUCUCGAGAGCCAAGACCUGGGUGAAGGAGCUGCAGCGGCAGGCCAGCCCCAACAUCGUCAUCGCUCUGGCCGGGAACAAGGCCGAUAUGUCUGACACCAGAGCUGUGGAGCACCAGGAGGCUCAGGUCUAUGCUGACGACAACAGCCUGCUGUUCCUGGAAACCUCCGCCAAGACUGCCCUCAACGUCAACGAAGUCUUCAUGGCCAUUGCAAAGAAACUCCCCAAGAGCGACCCGGCGGCGGGGGGGGGGAGCGCGGGCCGGACGCGGGCAGGGGUGGACCUGCAAGACCCCCCGCCCUCCGGCCGCGGCGGGCGCUGCUGCGGCGGCGGCGGCAACUGAUGACGUAGCUGGGCGACCUGAAGGACUACAGAAAGACCCAGAUCUCCAGAGGGAGGAGGAGGAGGAGGAGGGGGGAAUGAAGAGGCCGCCCCCCCCCCCAUCCCAGAUGAGAUUAUCUGAUCCCCUCACCACACACACACACACACACACCUUUCUGAUCAAAGGAACGUUUUUAAAGAAUCAUAAGCUAGAGGGAGGUUUCCCAGAAUCCCUCACUCCGCAGGAUAUCUAGCCCGUCUGUGUGUCUUCGCCCGGCCUCUCCGUCUGUCUGUCUAUCUUUCUGUAACUUCUAUGUUUCAGAUGGUUGACCUGUUUAGGUGAACCGUCGUUCUGCCUACCUGUUCCACACUGCCUUGCUGGCUGUCUCAUUUCUGCCUGUCUGUCUGUCUCUCUUCACCUUUUAUGUUUGAGAUUAUCGACCGGUCUUACAAUUUUAAAACAAUGAUGCCUGUAUGUAGUUUUCAUGCCUUUUUGUAGCUGUGCGUGCGUGCGUGUGUGUGGUGUGUGCAUGCGUGCGAAAGGCAGUAAGUCAAUCGUACUCUUCCCGCUUUUGAUUCAAUCUUCCAGAUGUAAAAAUCACUCUUUCUUCUCUUUAUUCUCACUGAACAUACGAACACCAGAAUAAAGGGAUUGUAAUUUCAUAAUCUCUGCAUGCUGGGGCGCUUCUUGGCCACCAGGGGGCGCGAUUGACCCAGAAUUCGAGCGGUGCGUUGACGCAGUACAACCUACUACGAGUACAACGGUCGUGUUCGGUUUCAGCUGUUAGACACCAGAAUAUAUAUAAUAUAUAUAGGACCAAAAAGUAAUAAAAACAUGCAACUUUUCUUGACUCAUA